Messenger RNA from Esox lucius (northern pike), 2648 nucleotides. It is a transcript of the gene lsg1, whose product is annotated as large 60S subunit nuclear export GTPase 1. Gene Ontology annotation, cellular component: cytosol. The transcript has 14 exons. Gene Ontology annotation, biological process: ribosomal subunit export from nucleus. Lineage: Eukaryota; Metazoa; Chordata; Actinopteri; Esociformes; Esocidae. The coding region runs from base 155 to 2113 and encodes 652 amino acids. Gene Ontology annotation, molecular function: GTP binding; GTPase activity. The record is from RefSeq and is a predicted model, not a curated record.
UUCACUUCCUCCUCAUGCGACAACAAUUCUCACAUGUGACAACAGUUCUCACACUGAUCUGCUGUUGAGCGAUCGAACUUGGUAUUCUGAUGUGAUUUACUAACAUUCGGGAAGAGUGUUUUGUGGUAAUAAUCAAACAAAAUCCCAACCCAAAAUGGGUAAGAAAAAAUCUUCUAUGGGGCUCGGAAGAUCCCUGAUAAAGGAAAGACUAAACGCAGGACGAGGCAACAAGAGAAACGAUACUUGGCUCCAUACCAGUGAACUAAAUGAUGGGUACGACUGGGGUCGUCUCAACCUGCAGUCAGUGACUGAACAGAGUUCUAUGGAUGACUUCCUUGCCACUGCCGAAAUGGCUGGGACAGAGUUUGUUGCAGAAAAACUCAACAUCAAGUUUGUGCCAGCUGAAGCUCGGGCAGGAUUACUUACUGCUGAGGAGACAGCGAAGCUGAAGAAGUUGCACGAAGAGAACAAACAGCUUCUCAGAAUUCCCAGAAGGCCUCAGUGGGAUGAGAGCACCAGUCCUGAGGUCCUCCAACAGAAAGAGAGAGACAGUUUUCUCGAGUGGAGACGAGAACUGGCACUACUCGAAGAGGAGCAGAAAAUGAUUCUCACCCCUUUCGAGAGAAAUUUGGAUUUUUGGAGACAGCUCUGGAGAGUCAUUGAAAGGAGUGACAUCGUUGUUCAGAUUGUUGAUGCCAGAAACCCGUUGUUGUUUCGUUGUCCUGACCUGGAGUGCUACGUGAAAGAAGUUUCACGGGACAAGGUGAACUUGCUACUGGUCAACAAGGCUGACCUACUGACCCGGGAGCAGCGGAUGAUCUGGGCCAAAUUCUUUGAGAAAGAGGGCCUCCGCGCAGUGUUCUGGUCGGCCCUGGUGGAGAACGAGAGGCUGGAGGCAGAGGAGAAGGGGAUGGAGGUAGAGGAGAAGGAGGAAGAACCGAGCGAAGACGACAACGAGGAAAUGCCAGACAAUGACAAUGUAAGCCGAACAAAGCUUAAGGAUAAAAAAAGGGAAGAGGAAGAGAGCGAGGAAGAGGAAGAGAGCGAGGAAGAGGAGAGCGAUAUGGAGAAUGACUCGCAGAGCGGGGAGCAGUUUAAAGACUGCAUAGCGGAGGGAGACUGGCAGACCUGCUCUGAGGCCUCAGAGGGGGAGGAGGCAGACGAUGAAGGGAGUGUAGCUGGCUCCGCCUCCUUCCACAAUUCCAGUCGACUGCUGACCAAAGAUGAGCUGCUGGCCUUAUUUAAGGAGUGUCACGAUGGGCCAACGAUAAGAGAGGGUGAACUCACGGUGGGGUUGGUGGGGUAUCCCAAUGUUGGCAAAAGUUCAACCAUCAACACGAUUUUAAGGAAUAAGAAGGUGUCUGUCUCGGUCACGCCUGGACACACCAAACACUUCCAGACGCUGUACGUGGAGCCGGGUCUGUGUCUAUGUGACUGCCCAGGCCUGGUCAUGCCUUCCUUUGUGGCCACCAAAGCAGAGAUGAUCUGCUCUGGGAUCUUGCCAAUAGACCAGAUAAGAGACCAUGUGCCAUCCAUCUCUCUCGUGUGUCAGACUAUUCCUCGAAAUGUCCUUGAGGGCACCUAUGGCAUCAACAUUAUCCGCCCACGAGAGGACGAGGACCCCGACCGCAUACCCACCUAUGAAGAGCUGCUGAUGGCCUACGGAUAUAUGAGGGGCUUCAUGACAACCCACGGACAGCCUGACCAGUCCAGAUCAGCCCGCUACAUUCUCAAGGACUACGUUGUUGGGAAGCUGCUCUACUGCCACCCCCCUCCUCACAUUAGUCCUGCAGACUUCCAGCCCCAGCACAGCAAGUUCCAGCCUGAAAAUGUGAAUGUUGAGGGCUCCACCAAGAAUGGCAGCAAACAGAACAAGGUCAAGAGGCAUGAGAAUCUGGUCGACCAGAACUUCUUCCAUCAGGAGAAUGUUCGGGCACUCACCAAAGGAGUCCAGACCUUUAUGGGCUACAGGCUAGGGAGCGUAGGCCAACGUGACCAGGUAGAUCAGGAGAACCCUGGCUCCAAUCAGCCUGAAGGGAAACCCUGGAAGAAGCAUGGCAACAGGAACAAGAAGGAGAAAGUACGCCGACUCACCAAGCACCUGGAUGCCUGAAGAACAUAGAACUAUAAACUGCAAGAAAUCACUGAAAGUAUGGAGUGGAAUGGAGUGCUAACCCAAAUGAAUUUCCUAGGAAAUGCCAGAGGAAUUGCUAUUUUCUUGUGUUGAUACUGGUCAACAAAUGCAACUGAGUACAUUUUGUCAAAUGGAGAACCAGGGAUAGGUUGCCUUUUAAUAUAAAACCUAAUUCAGAGUAUUCUGUGAAUUAACUCAUCAUGCAUUGCAGUGACACUACAUUCCGCUUGAUUUGGUGCAACAGCUCUCACAGAUGUUAUCUCAGUCUAGCAUCCAGAGCACAUUUUGGGUUUAGCCUUACUCUGAACCAUAGGAAUUUAAUUGCAGAGGGAAUCAAUCUGUGAAGAUUGGUUUGUUCAUAUGUUUGUUACAUACAGUGAAGUGGAGCCUAUUGGACUUCACAGAUACUUAUUUAGUUGGGAGUCCCUCAUAAUUAGAACUCAACCUCUUUUCUGCUUUUAAUGUCUUUGAUGCAAAAAAAGUGAUAUCCCUGAUUAAAUAAUUAUAUAUAUCA